CACAAGACAAUAAUUUCGUUGCAGCCCUCAGCAUCGAGUGAAGAUCAUCCCAUACAUUCGCGGUCUCCAAUCAUCUCGCACUCAGUGAGUUUGCUCUCCCACGGUCCGAGGAGAAUCGGUGUGGAGAUCUCAGGCGGGAUCGAUGCUGAAAUCCCAGUAGUCAUUGAGCGCGUGGAUGACGAUUCUCCGUUCAAGGGCAGAAUUUUCAAAGGAGAUUACCCAUGGACCAUAAACGGAGUUCAUGUGCAAGGUCUCAAGAACGCACAGAUAGCGCAGUUACUCCGCGGUGACAGCCAUCACGACACGGUGAAGGACGAUGGGAUCUCCGUGAGCGUACUGCCCUGUUCAUCGCGAGCUUUGGAAGCGUCGAUAGUCGAAAUGGAAGCAGCCGUUCAGUCUCGAUCAUUGGGAGCUUGGUACUCGAGCGUGCCACGAUACGACCUUCGACAAACUCAUUCAGCGUCCAGAGCUCCGGGGAACGUCGAGAAGAAUAGAUAUUCCGACAUUGUUGCCUACGAUUCCACGCGAGUUUUGCUCACGCCGAAUGAAUUCAACGGGCAAUCUGAUUAUAUCAACGCCAAUCAUGUUAACAUGACUUUGACGGGUUCGAACACCGUGUAUCGAUACAUCGCGACACAAGGACCGAAGUCGUCGACCGUGAGCGAUUUUUGGCAACUGAUCCUCGAACAAGGGAUCCGUCAGAUUGUUAUGCUGACAACGCUUCAGGAAGGUGACAUGAUAAAAUGCUUCAAAUAUUGGCCUGAAGAAGGCACGAAAAUGAAGGACCUACUCGGCUCAUGGAGCAUCCAGCAAGUUGGCAUGUCGCAAGAGGACGCCUGGAUCCAACGGCAGUUCGAAGUGAAAAACGAGAAAACCGGAGAAGAGCGACACGUCACACAUUUACAGUAUGUCAAGUGGCCUGACCACGGUGUGCCUCAAGAUUCGCAAGAUUUCGUCGAUUUCGUUCAUCUCGUUCGGGAAUUCAGAGCUGAAGCGCCGAUUGCACCUGUGGUCGUUCACUGCAGUGCCGGCGUCGGCCGGACGGGCGUAUUUAUCAUGAUGGAAACCGCGAUGGGUCUCAUCGAGGAGGGUCAGGCGGUUCGACCUCAGCAGCUGCUCCAGAUCAUGAGGGAGCAGAGACCUUCCUUAGUCCAGACGGAGUCCCAGUUCAAUUUUGUUGUCGGAGCUAUUCUCCGAGUUUUCAUCGAGGGCAGCGUACAACCCUGUUCGUGACUCUAGUCUUCCC
Messenger RNA from Galendromus occidentalis (western predatory mite), 1246 nucleotides. Its product is annotated as tyrosine-protein phosphatase non-receptor type 3. The record is from RefSeq and is a predicted model, not a curated record. Lineage: Eukaryota; Metazoa; Arthropoda; Arachnida; Mesostigmata; Phytoseiidae. Gene Ontology annotation, molecular function: protein tyrosine phosphatase activity. The transcript is spliced from 8 exons. The coding region runs from base 379 to 1233 and encodes 284 amino acids. Gene Ontology annotation, biological process: protein dephosphorylation.